Molecule: messenger RNA, 5765 nt
Organism: Daucus carota subsp. sativus
Lineage: Eukaryota; Viridiplantae; Streptophyta; Magnoliopsida; Apiales; Apiaceae
Product: clathrin heavy chain 1-like
Exons: 16
Coding region: 183-1481 (432 amino acids)
Biological process (GO): intracellular protein transport; receptor-mediated endocytosis
Cellular component (GO): chloroplast; plasmodesma; plasma membrane
Molecular function (GO): clathrin light chain binding; structural molecule activity
Source: RefSeq, a predicted model, not a curated record
UUAGAUUUAAAAUAUGGAAACAACUACUAUUAUUUUACGAUGGAAAGAGUAUAUACAAACCUAAAAUCUAAAAAAAAUUACCCGUUCUCAGUUCACACAUUUGAAUCACACGUUUGAAUCAUCAAACCAUAGGUCUCCGGGCCCGUUUGCAACUCCAGCUUUGAUCUCCACUUUUCUCCGGCAUGGCUGCCGCCGACGCUCCGAUCACCGUGAAGGAAAUUUUAUCUUUGAAAAGCAUAGGGAUUAAAGAACAAUUUAUUACUUUUACUAAUGUUACUAUGGAGUCGGAGAAGUAUAUAUGUGUUCGUGAGACAUUUCCGCAACACAGUGUUGUGAUUAUUGACAUGAGCAGGCCAAUGCAGCCUUUGAGGAGGCCUAUUACAGCAGAUUCAGCCCUCAUGAAUCCAAAUGGAAGACUUUUAGCUCUCAAAGCUUCACUUCCUGGAACUACUCAGGAGAACUUGCAAGUAUUUAAUAUUGAGACGAAAGCAAAAAUGAAGUCAUGUCAGAUGCCUGGGCAGGUCUCCUUUUGGAAGUGGAUCACCCCAGAGUUGUUGGGCUUAGUAACUCAAGCAUCUGUUUACCAUUGGUCUAUUGAAGGCGAUUCUGAACCUGUUAAGAUGUUUGAUAGAACCGCUAAUUUAGCAAACAAUCAAAUAAUCAAUUAUAAAUGUGAUUCUUCAGAAAAGUGGUUGGUUUUGAUUGGAAUUGCUCCUGGCUCACCAGAGAGACCCCAGUUGGUCAAGGGGAACAUGCAACUCUUUUCUGUGGAUCAGCAGCGUAGUCAAGCUCUUGAAGCACAUGCGGCAUCAUUUGCUUCAUUCAAAGUAUUUCAGGUAAUGAGCAUCCAUCAAUUCUUAUAUCUUUUGCAACAAAAAGUAUUAAUGCUGGCCAGGCAACAUCAAAGUUGCAUAUUAUCGAACUUGGUGCCCAGCCAGAGACCCCAGUUGGUCAAGGGGAACAUGCAACUCUUUUCUGUGGAUCAGCAGCGUAGUCAAGCUCUUGAAGCACAUGCGGCAUCAUUUGCUUCAUUCAAAAUUUCAGGUAAUGAGCAUCCAUCAAUUCUUAUAUCUUUUGCAACAAAAAGUAUUAAUGCUGGCCAGGCAACAUCAAAGUUGCAUAUUAUCGAACUUGGUGCCCAGCCAGGGAUUGCAGCUUUUACAAAAAAACAAGCAGACCUUUUCUUUUCUCCUGAUUUUGCUGAUGACUUUCCAGUUGCCGUGCAGAUAUCUCAUAGGUAUAGCUUGAUCCAUGUGAUUACCAAGCUUGGACUUCUAUACGUUUAUGACCUCAAAACAGCUGCAGCAGUAUAUACAAACAGGAUUAGUCUGGAUCCAAUCUUUUUAACAUCAGAAUCUUCGUCAGGUAGGGGUUUCUAUGCUAUCAACCGAAGAGGUCAAGUGCUGCUGGCCACUGUAAAUCAAUCAACUAUCGUCUCUUUUUGGUAUUUCUUGAUUCUUCUUGCAGCUCAACAAUCCUAAGCUAGCUGUCGAUCUUUCCGGCGGAAACUUACCUGUGGCAGAGAAUUUGGUAUAUUGGUUCUGUUUCAUCUAUUCUUUAGUUUGUAUAUUUUGAAAAAAUAUGUUCAAAUUGAGUGAGGGUUAUAUUUAGCAGUGGGGACUGGGGAGUAGAGUUAGGGUGCAUCUUACAUUUAGGGUUCAAUUCCAUUAUUAUGUUUUCUCUUAACUGUGGACAAUGAUCUCGCUUUAAAAUCUGUACCAAAGCGGGAGCAGCUCUUAAAGUAGUAGAAGCCUUUGCUGAACAGAGGGAUUUCCCAUAUUGUUGAUAUACUUAGAGCAGGUUUGUAACACCUAGUGCAGUGUGCUGUGCUGCUGUGGUAUUCAGUAAUUUUGUGCCGAUGAACUUACUCUAUAUAUCAGCUUUCAGAAAAUUUAAAGUUCUUUUCCUUUGGAUUCUAAUUAUUAAAAACCAACUAAUGUUUUCGCCAGGUUGGUUAUACACCUCAUGAUUAUCUGUUUCUUCUGCAAACAAUUCUUCGAUCAGAUUCUCGGGGGGCUGUUAAGUUUGCGCUCAUGAUGGCUCACAUGGAGGGAGGCUGUCCAGUUGAUUACAACAUCAUAACCGACCUUUUCAUCGAGGUUCCUACAAUCACAAUGUCCACACCCUCAAUGUUGAAUCUAUACUAUUCUACUGGUUUGCAUUUAUACAUAAGCCUUUUCUAGCUGAGAAAAAUAUAUUUGAUGUUUAAUAUACCAUUCAGUUGUUUGGGGCUAACGAGUUUUCACUAUAUAGGCCUUUAUAAUAAUACUAUCAAAUAACCGGUGCCAAGCACGGGUUUAGCUGAACUUAUCUGAUAAACAGAAUUUGUUGCUUCCACUUAUAAUAGAUCUAAUUUGAAGAUUGUAGAUUAAUGACGACAAAAAAAAGGUUAUAGAUUAAUAGUGUUUCUCAUUCUUUUAGAAGAGUUUCAAUUAUUAAAAAAUGAAAAUAUAAAUAAAUAAUUACAUAGUGCUGAUAACCUAAGUUACCCGGACUCGGGUACGGGUGUCGGACACGGGUGUAGAUCCGUGUGUCGGGUUCUUCAUUUUCAAACAUUUAAGAUCCUUGGAUGUGGAUCCGAAUUUGGACACAGGUACCGGGACUCGGUCAGUGUCGGACACGGGUUCGGGGACUCGGUAUAUAAAUUUAGCAUAUGUUUAAUAUUUCUAGUAUGUCAUGUAAUUUACAUAAUAUGCAUUUCUCAAAUAAAACAAUUACAAAUUACUGGAAUCAUAAAUAUGAAUGAAUAGCUUCACCCAGCAAACAAAAUAUAAAUGUCUUCCUGCCUCAUUUUUAACACACCAUUAAAAUUGAUUCUCCAAAUCUGAGUUUCAUACUUAAACUAAACAUAAGAAUUAGUACCAAAAAGCCAAAGUUCCAUACUCAAGCAUCAGUGCAUAACAGUUUUGUAAAUUAACUUAGACUUAACAGUAACAAUUAAAAUGAAAGUGAAAAGAUAUAGAAUGAAAAUUCAGGUCUUCAAAUAAGCUAGAUGUCUUCCUCCUCCCCAUCCUGUAUCAUUGCUUCAAAUUCUGGUUCAUCAAGUGAGAGCUGAGCAAAUUCUCCAAUAUUUCCAUCGGGAUCAAAAUUGUCUCCACCUAACAAAUGAUAAAUACUUACUAACUACACAAUAUAAAAUAUAUUAGAAUUGAUAUAUAUAAUAUAAUUAUUAUAUAUAACUUGAAAGACACCGACAAACAUCCCACAAUUUUGAAGGUCCUUUGACAUAUUCAUCAUCCUUACGUGAAAGCACACGGAGGUUAUUAUGCACAAAAACUAAGUCUUCCGUCGUGGAUGUCUCCAAUCUGUUUCUCUUCACUGUUUGAAUUAGUGAGUAAGUGCUCCAAUUUCUCUCAAUACACGAAGAAGAAGCUGGUUGUUCAAGUAAUUUGAACGCUAAAGCUUGUAACAUUGGCGUACUUGUUCUAUGAUUUUCCCACCAAGAAACUGCACUCUCUGUAAUUCUACCAUCAAUGACAUGAGCCUGAUUGAAAUACCCACUUCCUGUAGAAAAAGCUCCGAACUCGGUAAAGACUUUUUGCAAGUCAGUAGGAUUUAGAAACAACCUCUUGAAACAUUUGUUUCUAUUAAUAGAAACUUCUUCAUCUUCAUGUGGAGAGAUUCUCAUUAUUCCAUUAUUCCCCCCUCGAAGCCAGCCUUCACAAUAGUAUUUAGGCACCAAAGAGUGGGCAAGGCAGUGUAGUGCCGUGUUACUUUUAUUCCACCUGCUCACCAAUAUAUGGUGAAUAGCUUCAAAAAAUUCUGAUUUCCCAGUAAUCAAAUCCUCACCUUCAUGUGUAAAUAUAACCUUCUUCACAUUCUCUAUCAUAGAGUCCCACAUAUCAUAAAUAAGAUGCAACACAGCAGCGUCCUUAUCAUCUUCUCUCAACAUUCCAACAAUUGGUUCAGUAAUGGCUAAAAUAUAUUCUAAUUGAUCCCACUAAAAAUCAUCCACAAUACAUCUUUUUACUUCCCUUGCCUUGUUAGCGAUGACAUUAUAUAGUUAAUAUUAAAACUAUUUAUUUUAAUUAUAAUAAUGUAUCUCUGACAUAAUCAUAAUUUUAACGACCUCAAAUUGUAAUUAAAAUUUAAAAUUUCAAAUGACUCAUAACCAAAUUAGGUGAGAUAAGUAUAUAUAUAUUUUACGAUUUUAAAUUGUAUAAGUGAAAAUCAAAAUUCAAGUUUGAAACUCGGCUUGUAAUAAAAUAUUAAAAAUUAUAAAGACUCAACAAGGCUCGCGAAUAAUUUAAAAUUCGAAAGGUUGAAUCAUUUACAUCAUAAUUGACACAUAUGUAAUCAAAUUUGAGUUGGUCAAUAUGGUCAAAUUGACGGAUCGGACACAGAUCCUAAAAGGUUUCAUCAGUUAUUAAAAGUGUGUAUAUAGUAUAAAUAUGUAUUGAAAUUUGUGCUUUGCACGAACUUAAAUUAGUUAUUUUAAUAGAUUAUUUUAUUAUAUAUACAUAAAUAUUUUACAAUUUGUAAUAUUUUUAUGAUCAUGCAUAUACUUAUAAUUGUAUGUUUAAAAAUAUAUAAAUGACUAAUUCUAAAUAAACAUAAAAUCCUAUUAUUGUAUUAGUAUACCUAUUCUAUGUAUCUUAACAUAAGCACAAACUCUCCGAUUCUUGUAUGUUUUAUUAAGCAGAUGCUCCCUUGAGACAUAGAAUUUGUAAUUAGUGAUUUUUUUUGGAAUCUAUUUUAUUUGGUUUCUAUUUGAUCACUUGCCUGUAUAUAUAUAUAUUGUUUAUUAUGAUAAUCUGGAUUAUAAUAGAGAAUAAUUUGGUGGCUAAGUGCGGGUUUAUUAUUAGAAUUUUUGUGAUUGAUAUUGAACUGAAAAUUGUUUUUCUCUUUGUUAUGGGUUACGACCCAUGCAUAUUCUUCUUUUCUUUGGUUGAAAAAUCCUAGGCGUAGUGGUUCUUCUGCGGUUGGAUCAACUGAGGCUCGUGGUUCCCAGGGUCAUCUAUCUUUUUUGUUGUUUUUCUUCCUGUACUGCAUCAUUGACCCUUAGCGCCCCAGAGGAAGUUGAUACGAGAGGCCACAACAUUUCUGUUGGAAGUCCUGAAGCCCAAUUUACCGGAACAUGCUUUCCUGCAAACUAGGGUUUUGGAGAUAAAUAUUUUUACUUACCCCAAUGUUGUGGAGGCUAUACUAGAAAAUGGAAUGUUUAGUUAUUAUAAUCGUCCGCGCAUUUCUCAACUUUGUAAAGAAGCUGGUCUUUAUGUUGAGCUCGUCGGGCAUGAAGAGGUUUAGUGCUCGACUUCUAAAGCCGAUGGUUGUCCCUAAAGAUUCACUACUUAUAACUGUAGUGGAGAUGAUAUAUGCUAUCUUAUGGGGUGACAAUAAGAGCAUGGUUUUAAAGUUUCACUGGCAAUGGCUUACUCGACAGUUUUAUGGAUGCUGGAAGAGUCCUGAUCACAAUGUAACUUCUCUGAUGUACUAGCACCAAAGCCCGACUUUUUUGGUAUCUUGACAGGGGUAUUUGAAGAUUUGAAUUUUUCCCUUCAAAUAUCUUGUUCCUGCAUAGAAAUAUAGAAUCAAGACGGAUGGAAAUAUAAGGAAUCUGAGCCACCCAUAUAUGUUGGAGUAAAGGAAUAUGUGAGCAGGAUGAUUGUAAAGUGUAAAGGGUUAGAUCGGCUAAACUUGCAAUGAUGUAAUUAACCGUGGAUGAGUUCAUGAAGUAUACAAGGGUUGGUGGAACCUACCAACCAGAUGUAGAAUGACCAUGUUUAUUGUUUAACUUGAUCUAAUUUGAUUUGUUUUUGUCACGA